Gavialis gangeticus (Gharial) is the source of this 2548-nucleotide messenger RNA. It is a transcript of the gene ATL1, whose product is annotated as atlastin GTPase 1. Bases 75 to 1751 code for a protein of 558 amino acids. The transcript is spliced from 14 exons. Gene Ontology annotation, molecular function: GTPase activity; GTP binding. The record is from RefSeq and is a predicted model, not a curated record. Gene Ontology annotation, biological process: endoplasmic reticulum organization; protein homooligomerization. Lineage: Eukaryota; Metazoa; Chordata; Crocodylia; Gavialidae.
UCCUCCUGCUGCUGCCACUGCUCAGACGCAGAGCUGCAGCCAGACAGUGCAGCCACCGCCGCCCGCCCGCCGCCAUGGCCAGGAACCGCAAGGAGAGGAACAGCUGGGGCGGCUUUUCCGAGAAGCCGUACGAGUGGAGCUCUGAGGAGGAGGAGCCCGUGAGGAAAGCCGGGCCGGUCCAGGUCCUCAUUGUGAAGGACGAUCACUCCUUCGAGCUGGAUGAGGCCGCCCUGAACCGCAUCCUGCUCUCGGAGGCCAUCAGAGACAAGGAGGUGGUGGCCGUGUCCGUCGCCGGGGCUUUCCGCAAGGGCAAGUCGUUCCUGAUGGACUUCAUGCUGAGAUACAUGUACAACAAGGAGUCCGUGGACUGGCUGGGGGAUUACAACGAGCCCCUGACAGGUUUCUCCUGGCGCGGGGGCUCUGAGCGCGAGACGACCGGCAUUCAGAUCUGGAGCGAGCUCUUCCUCGUGGACAAACCGGAUGGGAGAAAGGUCGCCGUGCUGCUGAUGGAUACGCAGGGGACAUUUGACAGCCAGUCCACGCUGAGGGACUCUGCCACGGUGUUCGCCCUUAGCACGAUGAUUAGCUCCAUACAGGUCUACAACCUAUCGCAGAACGUCCAAGAAGACGACCUUCAGCACCUGCAGCUCUUUACAGAAUAUGGCAGGCUGGCCAUGGAGGAGACGUUCCUGAAACCCUUCCAGUCCCUCAUAUUCCUGGUCCGGGACUGGAGUUUCCCUUACGAGUUUUCCUACGGAUCUGAUGGCGGUGCAAAAUUUUUGGAGAAACGUCUUAAGGUCUCGGGAAAUCAACACGAAGAACUGCAGAACGUCCGAAAACACAUCCACUCCUGUUUCACAAAAAUCUCCUGCUUCCUGUUGCCUCACCCUGGCUUGAAAGUAGCCACCAACCCAAAUUUUGAUGGAAAACUGAAAGAAAUAGAUGAAGAAUUCAUCAAGAACUUGAAGGUGUUGAUCCCUUGGCUGCUUGGCUCCGAUAGCCUGGACGUUAAGGAGAUCAAUGGAAACCACAUUACCUGCCGGGGCCUCGUGGAGUAUUUUAAGGCGUAUAUAAAGAUUUAUCAAGGAGAAGAAUUGCCACAUCCAAAGUCGAUGUUGCAGGCCACAGCAGAAGCUAACAAUUUAGCAGCAGUUGCCACUGCCAAGGACACCUACAACAAGAGGAUGGAAGAGGUCUGUGGGGGUGACCGGCCUUUUCUUGCACCCAGCGAUCUCCAGAGCAAACACCUGGAGCUCAAAGAGGAAGCAGUGAAGCUGUUCCGUGGAGUGAAGAAGAUGGGUGGGGAGGAAUUCAGUCGCCGUUACCUCCAGCAGCUGGAGAAUGAGAUAGAUGAGCUCUACAUACAGUACAUCAAGCACAACGACAGCAAGAACAUCUUCCACGCUGCACGUACCCCUGCAACAUUGUUUGUGGUCAUUUUCAUCACCUAUGUGAUCGCCGGUGUGACCGGAUUCAUUGGGUUGGACAUCAUAGCUAGUCUAUGCAACAUGAUAAUGGGGCUGACCCUGAUCACACUGUGUUCCUGGGCAUAUAUCAGAUACUCUGGGGAGUACAGAGAGCUGGGAGCAGUAAUAGACCAAGUGGCUGCAGCCUUGUGGGACCAGGGAAGCACAAAUGAGGCUCUGUACAAACUUUAUAGUGCAGCAGCAACGCACAGACAUUUGUACCACCAUGCAUUCCCUGCACAGAAAGCAGAAUCUGCUGAAGGCUCAGAAAAGAAGCAGAUGUAAACCGGAGGCUCUCAGGCAGCUGCAUGACAGGAACACCUCCACCUUCUCAUCGGUUAAAUACUCUCACUGUUGUACCUAUGCUCAAGUGUCUGAAGCUCCUGAAAUGGAAAAGGGAGAAUGAAAAAACAAAAUGUGCUUGUAAGCUGGUUUGAUGUGUUUGCUUUUUAAGUUUGGCAACACUGUUUGAUGGGAAGAUAUAGGCAUGUUUUUCAUUUUGUUAAUAUGUACAUAUUUAUUUUGCUGCAAAUAUAUACAGUGCUCUUAUAAUUUUUAAUAUCAAACAUCAUUUCCAGCUGAUUUAGGAAAUCUUGUUUUCCGCUUUAAAUCAGUACAUGUUAUUCUACAGGCAUUAAUAAAAUGAUGUGGUAAUAGGACUACAAGUUUUCCAGAAAACAUCUUGGCGGUCUUCGGAAGGAUGACCUCUUCUUGUGUUACUCUCAGAAUUUGAGCGAGCAUAUCAUGUAACCAAAGGUUUUUGAUUAAUUAACUUUUUCCUCAUAUCUGCCAUGACUACAUGAUUGCAUCAGUACAAGUGAACAAAAAUGUGUUAACUUGCUUUGUCAGAAAUUGUAAGGAGAGUUCUUCUUGUAUGGUAUGUUUAAUGAUAUUGUAAGGAAAGCAAACUUUUUCUGUUCCUAACUUUCAUGCACAAAAAGAUCACUUUGUACAUGUAUUUGAGAAAGUUUCACUGUAUUUCUGUAUAUACACACACAUACAGCAUAGAAUGUGUUCAACAGUUCUAUCUAUUCUUUUAUUGUCAAAUGAUUAAAGUUUGCUUUUGGUUCCUACGAAGUGGA